Molecule: messenger RNA, 1788 nt
Organism: Larimichthys crocea (large yellow croaker)
Lineage: Eukaryota; Metazoa; Chordata; Actinopteri; Sciaenidae
Gene: srsf10a
Product: serine and arginine rich splicing factor 10a
Exons: 6
Coding region: 344-1117 (257 amino acids)
Molecular function (GO): RNA binding
Source: RefSeq, a predicted model, not a curated record
UGUGAGCAUGCGCAGUGCGCAGAGAACGACCACGUAGUUAGCUGCAGUGCAAGCGUCGGGAUUUGUGUUUUUUUAUAUAUAUAUUUAUAUAUUAAUAAACAGAUUCACCGCCUCCAUUUUGUAACAACGGGUCGUUAAACAUAAAAAUGGCGAGAUACCUGAGGCCGCCUAACACGUCUCUCUUCGUUAGAAACAUCGCCGACGAGUCCAGAAUUGUAAAGAUACAGUUCUGGAGACUCCACACCAAAGAAAGUUGAAAGGCGGUUGUAGAGUAGAUUCAAGCCAAAGACACCCAGGCAACAAGCAGUAGUGGAAUUGGGGAAAAUAAAGAGAGAGCAAAAGCAUGAAGAUACAAAGAGGAGAAACAGAGAGCACCAAGGCUUCCGUUUGUCUGCCAAAAGGGAGGAAAAGCAAAGUGUUUAUUGGGCAAAGACAAGCAGGAAACCUCAAGUUCUUCUGCCGAGAGAAUAAAGAUCAAGCUGAAGGUCAAAGGUCAAGCAUGUUAAAGGUAACAAGCCAAACUUUUUAUGUGCGAGACGCAGAGGACGCUCUUCACAACCUGGACCGCAAAUGGGUUUGCGGGCGUCAGAUCGAGAUCCAGUUUGCCCAGGGAGACAGAAAGACCCCGAACCAGAUGAAGUCCAAGGAGCGCCACUCCCCCCGCAGUUUCUCCCGCUACGACGACGACCGGGAUAGUCGCCGUAGACGAUCCCGGAGUCGCAGCUACGAGCGGCACAGGUCCCGAAGCCCUUCCUAUGAGCGCCGUCCACGGAGGUCGGAGAGCCCCAGAGACUCUCGGUCCUACAGUCGUCACAAGCGGAGCAGGAGUCACGAAAAUGAGAAGUACAGAGGUCCGCCCCGAGAGCACCAGAGGACACACCAUGAACCGGGCUUACGUAGCCGCUCCGCGUCCCGUUCCCCUUCACCCUCCAGAUCCAGGCCCAAAGGUAAAAAGAGCCAAUCCAGGUCCCACAGCCCGGCCGAAGACUUCCACCCAACCUCCAGCUCCCAGAAACAGUCCGUGGGACGCUCUCCAUCCCGCUCCUACUCUAGAUCCAUGUCCCGGUCACGCUCCCGCUCCAGGUCCUGGGCUGGGCGUAAGUCCGGAGGUCACUGACUGUCUGCUCCUCCACAGCUGUUAAUCUAGUCUACGAGGAUGUUUCUGUUCAGCUUUCAACUAUGAUAACCCGAGUGUUACGCUCUGUUUUUAUUUGUUUUGAUCAUCGCGUUGCGGAAGAAGGGAAGAGUCCAGCGGGAGCGGAGAUUAUUUUUUUAGGUUUUUGUUCUGAAGUGAAAGCACAGUUAAUCCCUGGGAAGUUUCACCAGGUCAUGUUUUUUUUUUCUGGACUCGUGUAAUGUGGGUUGAUGAAGGUGCUACAGUUUGGCUUUGCCAAUAAUAUUUUUGUAUUUUGAGUUAACAAUAUUUACACACACACACAGUUUAUGCCUGUCUCAGUUUGGUUCCACUGUUUGUGUAUUAUGUAAACAUGAAUUAAAAUGUAACUCCAGGCUGUGACUCAACAGUAUUUACUAGAAGUACGCUGGCCUCUCAUAUCUGCUAGUACACAGCAGGCAAACUGUAUACUCUGUAGUUAAGUACUUUGGCAAUGGAUGGCAUAUGGAAUACGGUUAAUUACUACCUUAUACUUUGUCCAGUAUUUAAUGUGACAGUAUGUGCUGCGUUUAUUUCUCAUGUACUUUGUUCAGUGAGUGAAAGUCCGUUGAAUAUUUUAAGCGUUCCUUAGUACUGUUGUUAUGCUUUGUCAAUAAAGAAACAAAUUCUUUCAA